GGGAGGUGAUGGCAUACUGGGCGUUGCCAUCGUGUCCGGCCGACCAUAGGUUUUGAACGGUUUUGAACUUUGUUGGACGAUUGAUCGCGGCGCCAUGACGGGAACCCCAUACUGAAAAGGUCCCGUUUCAUCUGUGUAAAUGUUUGAUGUUCCAAGGUUCAGGAUCAGAAGCGGCGAGGAAGGCUCAAGGGAAAUGCCCGGCCUGUCCUAACGACACGUCUAAUGGAGGAGAGUGCCUCCCUCCAUCUUCUUCGGCUUUGCUUCACCAGGCGGUCAUUGUGGAGGAUGGCACUCUCGGCUGCAGAUACUGGAAGCAGGAGGUCAGGUGCCUGUUCAAGGAGAACGUCCUCCUCCUUUCCUUGCUGCCCCCAUUAUCCUCCCUCCCCAUCCCUACCUCCCCUCCAAAUGCUUAUACUUCGGUUUCCCCUGCCUUCCUGUUCAUGUUCCCGCUCUUCCUCUUGCCUGCCCGCCCACUCGCGAGGAAGACAUGAACUACUACACGCUCCUGGGGGUGAAGCCGGAUGCAAGCGACAAGGCCAUCAAGAAGGCCUACCGCGAGAUGUCCGUCAAGUACCACCCGGACAAGAACCCUGGGAAAAAGGCGAAGCAGCGUUUCAAACACAUCCGGGACGCGUACGAGGUGCUCACCGACACAGAGGCCCGCAUUUGUUUCGACCAAGGCGGCAUGGAGAUGGUCCAGGCCUUGAAGGGAAUCACUGGGACAGAUCAGAAGUACACUGAGGACAUGGAGUUUACUGUCAAUUUCACUCUGGCGCAGGCGUACAUCGGGGAGGUCACGGAGCUGGAGGUGGAGCGGCAAAUGGUGUGCAGAGGGUGCCUGUACGAUUGUGGAAGCGGCGUGAAAUGCAAGAGAAAGGAGUGCAAAGGGUGCAAGCAGUGCGCGCCAGAUAUCAAAAUUCAGCAGUUCCAGAGAGGCGGGCAGAUAUUCCAGGCGAGGAUGGAGCAGCCGAGCACAGACGCUUGCAGGACUGAGGUGACCAAGCUGCCCAUCCGGAUCGAAAAGGGCAUCACGCAGUACGAGAUCGUAGACUUCAAGAAUAUGGCGAGCCAGAAGCCAGACCACGUGCCCGGUAACAUCCAGGUCUUUCUCAAGGAGUUGCCCACGCCGCCGUUCACGAGGCUGGGUAGCGCGCUCGUGAUGGACGUGGAGAUCACGCUCCGCGAGGCCCUGUUAGGCUGGGAGAGGAGUAUCAAGCACAUGGACGGCCACAUUGUCCGCGUUUCGAUAUCCGACAUCACGAGGCCAGGUGACAUGAUCAUCGUCAAGGGGGAGGGCAUGCCGAUCAAGGACGUCCCCGGAGACUUUGGCGACCUCAGACUGAUAAUGAGCGUGGCGUUCCCCUCCGCCCUCACCUCCUCCGACAGGGAGGAGCUGGCGGCGAGCUCGGCUUUGGCUAGAGACACGCUGAAGCAGGAGCUUUGAACCGCUUGCUAGCUGUUAGGUGGCUUUUUCCGUACAGACUUGGGCGUCCACCCCCGUCAUCAAUCUCA
Prorocentrum cordatum is the source of this 1512-nucleotide messenger RNA. Lineage: Eukaryota; Dinophyceae; Prorocentrales; Prorocentraceae. The record is from the annotation of a GenBank genome assembly.